Molecule: messenger RNA, 1863 nt
Organism: Poecilia latipinna (sailfin molly)
Lineage: Eukaryota; Metazoa; Chordata; Actinopteri; Cyprinodontiformes; Poeciliidae
Gene: homezb
Product: homeobox and leucine zipper encoding b
Exons: 2
Coding region: 176-1564 (462 amino acids)
Biological process (GO): regulation of transcription by RNA polymerase II
Cellular component (GO): nucleus
Molecular function (GO): DNA binding; DNA-binding transcription factor activity, RNA polymerase II-specific
Source: RefSeq, a predicted model, not a curated record
UAGCUCACUUGAUUUCGCGGCUGGUGAGAAGACAUCCCAGUUGCUGUUGAUCAUGUGGUGGCUCUAAGGUGGCUUAAAAGAUCAGCAGGAGCUAAAAGACAUAUUUUCCCACUUUAGUUUGACCCGGUUGAAGGAAGUAGAAAAUCCAACCUAAAACAAAUAGAAGUUGACUACGAUGAGGCAACUCGCUGACAGAACGAACAUCAAACCCAUACAGACUCCCAGUUCUCUUGAAGGCAGCCAGUCGGCGUUGGGUAUCGCAGUGCCUCUGUGGAGCCCCCGCAUCUGUCUCCCCCUGCUCUCUGAGGAUAAAAGGGUGUUGUGGGUUCAUGCAAAUGAGGUUAACGUGCAGACAGAUAAAGUGGCGGAGCUCGAAAGUGCCUUUAGCAGGUCCCCCUAUCUGACACGCAAACAGACUAAUGCUCUAGCCCAGCGCUGCUCCCUGCAUCCAGACCAGGUGAAGGUGUGGUUCAUAGCGCAGAGGCUCCGCUACGGCAUCAGCUGGGACUACAAAGACAUCAGGGAGAUCUGGAACAAGUUGAAUUCCAAUCGCAAAGAUGAGGAAGGAGAUGAGGAGUUCCAAGACUUGGUCAAGGAUGACCAAGUAAAGAGCAAGAAGACGUCUUUGAUGGAACGAAAAGUGAAUUGGAAUAUGGAGCAGGAGAGACCGACGGAAAAAGAAACGGGCAGAAGAGCGAUGGAGAACGAAGCCGCCACUCCAGAAAAGCUCAGAAGACACGCAGUCAUGUCAAACAGGAGAAGGAAAAGAAUGAAACGAGAUGUCGAGUGGAUCACCGAUCAAGCAGAAGAACUAGGAGCGAAAAUGGAUACAUCUGAGAAUGAGGAGCAAACAUCCAGCACGUGGGGAGGAGCAUAUGUCUCCAAGAUAAAAAGAAGAGCACACACAAAGCUGAUCUCCAGCCCAGUUAAAAACGCCUACGAGAAUCUUCUUGUCGAGGCUGAAAUCCCAUUUGUUGACUUCUCUUCCGUCGUUCUCCAGCCUCAAGCCCAAACCUCUACCGCUGUUCCCGUAACAGAGAGCCAGUCAGACCUGCAGGGCAGAAGGAUGACUUCGCUGAAGAGCAGCUUGGAGGAGAACGCCGACGCACUGGCUUGUCUGGAGGAAGCUCUGUCUUCUGAACCGCCAAAGGAGAACAAUGUCGUCUCCGAAGUGGACGAACUAAAGGAGCUCGUUAAGGCCGAAAACAACUUUCUUACUGCCAGCAGUCCGACCGCUGGGAACAGCCAGGAGGAAGUUCUCUUGGCAGAAGGGGCAGUGCUGCGUCCCCGCAGCAGACUGAAGACGCAGUCUCAGCUGCUGAUGCUGAGGAGGGCCUUCCUUGAGUUCCAGUACCCCGACGCCGAGCAGUACAGCAUGCUGACCAGGCUGGUGGGCAUACAGCGCCACCAUCUGGUGCAGUGGUUCGGUGACCGGCGUUACUCGAUAAAAAAAUCCAAACCUCGCUGGAUGACGGAGGAGCAGUACAACGAGAUACUGGCCAACAUCAGGUACCGGCAAUACAAAAGCAUCCUGGUAAAGGGACUGCUGGAAGAAACUGAAUGACGGCGCGGCCUGGAUUAUUGCAGGCUGAGAAGGAAAGUGCAAAAGAAGCCUUUUCUGACACAUGAACAGUUUGUUCUGUUGGGUUUUUAUUGAAGGACUUGAGAAAAAGAUUUCCAUCAGGUUCUUUAAAUCUUUGUUUUGUUCUUAUACUUUCAGUUUUUGUGGCCGGGUUUGUUUGUGUUGAAAUGCUGCAGCUGAGGUGCAACUUUAUGUUAGUGAGCUUGUUUGAGCUGUAAAUUUAAUUUUAUUUUUUUAUAAAUAUAUACACUAAUUAAAGUAAAAGUCCUUUUGAAUAAAAA